AUGGAGCCUGGUGGCUGUGCUGACCUGGCAUCUGGGCAACUGCGUGUUUGGUCAGCUUCUGGAGAAGAGUUGGCCGCUGUUUGCACAGAGGAGCUCGGUGAUGUCCUGGCGUUGAAGCGGCAGCUGACCCGAGUCUGUCAAACGCCACGAUUCCGACAACGGCUUUUGCAUGAUGGCGCUGUUCUGGAUGAUGCUACCGCCUUGCCAAAAGCAGCCUUCGACUUGCAGCUGGUUUUAGUUCCCUUCAGCCGUGCCUACAGGAAGCACCGGGAUGAAUUGAUUGAGGCGGCUGCAACGGGCCAGCUACUCGAGGUCGAGAAGAUUCUGCAGCGCCCCCAAGAUGCAGAUUUGCCUGGGACGCAGAUGGGAAAGAGACCUCUCGUAGAGGCCUCAUCUGCAGGACAUGUCGAAGUGCUGGAGUUGCUGUUAGAAGCCAGGGCUGACUCGAACUUAACAGGUGCUGAUGGAAAGACAGCUCUACAGUUGGCAGCCAGGAGCGGCCAUGUGGAAACAGUGCGCAUCUUGUUGAAAGCAGGGGCUCUGACAGACCUUUCGUAUCGCGACACCUACAUGACAGCUCUUCAUGAGGCAUCGAGUUCUGGUCAUUCGGAAGUUGUGCGUUUGCUGUUGGACGCUAGAGCAGACAAAGACAUCAAGGCUGUGAAUGACCAGUCAGCCCUUCAGCUCGCGUCCUCACGUGGCCAUGCGGAGACUGUGCGAAUGCUUCUGGCGGCCGGGGCUGACACAGACUCGGUGAGCAUUUCUGGGACAGCGCUACACAUUCGGAGGAUGCUUCUGCAAGCCAGAGCUGACAUGAGCAGCUUGAACAGCUGGCGUGGGUCGCCGCCGCAUGGGGCAUCAGCACAGGGGCAUGUUGAAGUGGCCCGGACCUAUGCUGAACUUGGGGAACUGCUCCAGAAAACUCCAACGUAG
Symbiodinium sp. CCMP2456 is the source of this 933-nucleotide messenger RNA. NCBI's taxonomy places the organism in Eukaryota, Dinophyceae, Suessiales, Symbiodiniaceae. The record is from the annotation of a GenBank genome assembly.